Messenger RNA from Contarinia nasturtii (swede midge), 2374 nucleotides. RefSeq lists its product as uncharacterized. Lineage: Eukaryota; Metazoa; Arthropoda; Insecta; Diptera; Cecidomyiidae. The record is from RefSeq and is a predicted model, not a curated record. The coding region runs from base 146 to 2374 and encodes 742 amino acids. The transcript is spliced from 5 exons.
GUGGAAGUGCAUUCUUCAUUUUAUAUGGCUUUGUUGUGUGAAUUUGACUGUGUAUUAACUUCGAAUUUGAUGCCAUUGGAUUUUUGACUGUCAGAAUAUUGCGAAUCGAAUUCAGUUUAGCGAAAAAUCCUCACAAGACUGCAAAAUGGGUCGUCACAAGAAGGCUGAUCCAAACGCCGACCAAAGGUGUAUAAAGCAAGGACUGCCAUCAAUUAUCCGUGAACGAUAUCGGGAUGUAAUUGUCGCAAUCAUUUCGUACUUAUCGGUGAAGGCUACGAAGAUCGCAUGCCUUGCAUCGUUACUAUUUUUGAUGAAGGUCAAUGAAGCACUCGACGAUUUCAACUAUGAUUUUUUUGAAACCGAUGAACCAUCAACGAUCAUACACAACUGUUUUAAGGCCGUUCUUGUCGAUAACAUUGGUAACAUAUCGCUUAUGUUACCUGGUUUCCGCAACAUUGUCGACGCUGCACACAUUGACUGGCCCACAAACGGUGGGUUCGGGAACGGUUUUAAAUAUAUAUGGGAGCAGUACUACGACAAUGUCAAAACGAACCUGACAACGCAUUGCGAGUCUCGAUUGCGGAAGUUUUUUAAAAUGAGAGCAUUCGAACUCAACGACUACGCCAUCAAGUACAAUUAUUUCAACAAUUUGUACGGUAUGAUCGAAUUCGAAUUGCCAUACUACGACGAGGAAGAUAUAAAAAAUGCCAUCAAUUAUACUUAUCGUCGUCGAAACACCGCAAUUGGCGACGUUGAACGUGAGAUGCGAUUGGGUGAACUAUUGGAUGAAUUGCGUUGGUUGGGAGCACCGGACGAUUGCAAUAUCCGUGACUUUGUGAAAGAGGAUUGGUUCAAGUCGAUUCGCAUGUGGUCGGAAAUUCAGCGCGAUAUUCGAAACUUUCACUUUGCAUACGAAGAUCGUCGCGAUAAACCACAAAUAAAAAACUUUGUCGUUGUGCCGAUGUGCACUUUUCAGCGUCGACACAUUCGAAUUGACACCGACGCAUUGUACGUUAUCCUAUCGAAUGCGAAAUUGGUGCCUCGAAAGUGCGGUAAACGGACACGUAAAGACGGAACAACAAAUUUCAAAAACAUCACGAGCAACGAAUUUCGCACAAAUAAAAUCCUAAGUUGGAAUUUAUUCUUCGAUGUGGAGAAAAUUCUCAAACUUGUGCACAACAAAAAGGAAUUCGAUUCUCAAAUUUGUUCCGAUGGCGUAUCUGUAUCGUUGAUGUACAAAAAACCGAAAGUACCACCAGUCGAGACAACAGAUGACGAAAUCAAGGCAAUGUAUGACAGCAAUGAGUUGAAAUAUGCUGUUGGAUGUGAUCCGGGUAUGCGAACGUGGAACGCUUCCGUACGACGAGAUUUGCAUACCAAAGAAGAGGUGAAUUUGCGUAUAUCCAGCAAGCGAUAUCACUGGGAUGCGAAACAAGGCCUACGUAAUGCAAAAGCCGAACGAAUCACAAGAUUGUUUACUUUCGAAGAGCAAGCCGAUCGUAAUCGAAUUGCAGCUAUGAUUGGUGAAAUGCCAUCGCCAAAAGGACCAUCAUGGCGUUCGUACAUUGAACAUCGAUUACGUGUAAUGAAUGAUGGCAUUGAAACAUACUCAACCAAACAGUAUGCACGCUUGGGACUGGACAAGCAUAUCGAAUCGGUUCGUGCAAUCGACAAAACGGCAUGCAAAAUGGUUCACAAUCAACCAUCAAUUUUCUACAUGGGAGCCAGCGGAUCAACACCAGCUAAUUCGCCGAUUAAGAUCAAGAAACAUGUGCGAUGUCCAGGCACACGGAAGCUGCUUGCGGCCAUUAUGAAACGUGGCAAUUGCAUCAUUCGAAUGGUCGAUGAGUACAUGACAUCACAACAUUGUCCAUUGUGUUUCAAACGAUUUCCACAACAAACUCGACGUGAUCGAUACAAGACAUGUGUGGGUUGUGUACCAAAUCCAAUUGUUGGACUACCACGAACCAUCGUAACCAAUGUGAGCAAACGAUUACUACAAAUGCGACGAACAAUUGAACGAAUGUGGCGCGAGAUGCGUGAUAUAGGCGAUGUCAUUGCUGCAACUCUUCGAGAUGGACCGAAUGCAGGUCGUUUGGUGUCAAAGAAGCAACGCUUCUUCAAAACAUGGCUACCAAAUGUUGCAAACGUUGAAAUCGAGGGAGCUGCCGGAGCACAACCAACGCUCACAACUGUAUGGCACCGUGAUAUCGCAGCAGCGAAGCUGAUCUUUUACAAAGGUGAAUGCGUGGUGUUCAAGCGGACAAUUCAUCCAAAUGUACGGAGACCACGCCGUGUUGACAACAAUCAGCCAUUGCCGUUGUAUCGAGGUCAGAAUCAGAAUGUCAACAAUGGACAUCUGCAGCCGCAGUAG